UAAGCGUUCAUCAUCCAAUUUUGUAGAUCGUAGUAGUUUGUUGUUAUCACGAUGAUUCGAUUGGUGAUAGUUGUGUUAAUGCUAGGAAGUGGACAGGGACACGCGAAAGAAUGUAAAACUAAUAAUAUAGACUAUAUAAAUAACUCAAACCUAGUCAAGCUGACCGGCUGUACAAAAAUCAUCGGCAACAUAAACGUUGUAGAAGCUACAUUUGAAGGAGAUCCCUAUCUGAAUAUUCCUGCAUUACAUCCGUACCAGUUAGACGUUUUCAAAUCAGUGAAGGAGAUCACUGGUGUUUUAGUAGUGCAGGGGAAACAUAAAGACUUCAAAGACUUGUCCUUUCUUGGAAAUCUUACCACCAUAUAUGGAAGAGGAGCUAAAAGGUACCAAGGGGCUUCAUUAUCUGUUGCCUACUCAUCAAUAGAAGCGUUGAAUCUAUCUUCAUUGAAGAGAAUCCGAAACGGAAAUGUUGUAAUAGCCUUCAAUGAUAGACUUUGCUAUGCUGAUACUGUUAAAUUUACGAAUCUAUUCCGACGAAAGGAACAACAAGCUACAGUUGUAAAGAACAGAUCAAAACUAGAAUGUGAAUUAACGAGAAAACGCUGCUCCACGGUUUGUGGUACAAACGGAUGUUGGGGACCAAAAAGGGAAAACUGUGUAGGAAAUAUCACCGAGAACAAUUCAAUCGAGGACUCUUUUAGUAUUGAUGAUAUGUUGUGAAAACAUUGGUUCAGUGUAA
Mytilus trossulus (common blue mussel) is the source of this 739-nucleotide messenger RNA. Its product is annotated as epidermal growth factor receptor-like. The transcript has 5 exons. The coding region runs from base 52 to 720 and encodes 222 amino acids. The record is from RefSeq and is a predicted model, not a curated record. NCBI's taxonomy places the organism in Eukaryota, Metazoa, Mollusca, Bivalvia, Mytilida, Mytilidae.